AUGAUAUGACAAAGCAGCUAGCUACUUCCUGUGUAGACUGAUAGCCAAUUCACAUCUAGACGGCCGCAGAGACUGCGACUACCGUGUCAUCCAAGAUGCUGGCCCUCAUAAACAGGCUGUUGGACUGGUUCAGGUCUCUUUUUUGGAAGGAAGAGAUGGAGCUGACGUUGGUGGGACUUCAGUACUCCGGAAAGACCACAUUCGUCAAUGUGAUUGCAUCAGGCCAGUUCAGUGAAGACAUGAUUCCCACAGUUGGUUUCAACAUGCGGAAGGUCACUAAAGGCAAUGUGACAAUAAAGAUAUGGGACAUAGGCGGACAGCCUCGCUUCAGAAGCAUGUGGGAGCGCUACUGUCGAGGAGUCAAUGCUAUUGUUUACAUGGUGGAUGCAGCAGACCGAGAGAAGAUAGAAGCUUCCAGAAAUGAACUGCACAACCUUUUAGACAAACCACAGCUACAAGGAAUUCCUGUUCUAGUACUGGGCAACAAACGAGACCUACCCAACGCACUUGAUGAGAAGCAGCUCAUUGAAAAAAUGAAUCUAUCUGCCAUCCAGGACCGAGAGAUCUGCUGCUAUUCUGUCUCCUGCAAAGAGAAAGACAAUAUAGAUAUCACGCUGCAGUGGCUCAUCCAGCAUUCAAAGUCACGGAGAAGCUGAAAAUGAAGCCCCCCGCCCCAGUCGCAGCUCUGGCCUCAGCCCCCUAAUGGUCAUGGGACCUCGACAGCCAUCCUUUCCACUGCCUCUGUGAAGUAAUCCAGCUAUCUGCUCACUACUGUCACCACCUGCACCACCCAGUACACUACCAUAGAUGUGCAGCCCCUGUACAGCACUACCGCCCUCCCAACUAUCUGGAGUCUUGAAAAUUUGUUUCAGUACUGUGCUAGAAGAAGGAUUGUCCAUACCCAUCAUGCCUUAUUGCCAAUCAUAAUGGACAUGCUCUGUGUUUGAGUUUUUUCCUUUUUUCCUCCUCUUUUCAAAUAGCUUUUGUUCCCCUCGACAAGCAUCUAAUGAUGUGUGCUUUUCCCCAGCUACACCAGGAUGGACCUCCUCUAAUCCCACAUUUAAACAACCGUGCUGUGGCUUGUCAACAUUUGGUGUUUACGUGACAAGGUCGUGAUUGUAGUUUUUAACAGUUAUUUGCCAAAUGACGAUGGUAGCUUGUGCUAAUACCUUCAACUCUUGAUCAAAUCUUCACAAUGUAGCCUGCAUUUAAUUUGCUGGUGUACGAAAGUAUCUAUUUUAUUAAGUGACUUAAGUCAAAGUUUACACAUGAUGUAAUGAUGAAUAGAGGGUGAGACUGUGAGUGGUUGUUGUGUCUGAGGCAAAAUCCUGAGAUAGGUCAGCAGAGAUUUAAGUGCCUUUGGCUCAGUGAGUGUUCCAAUCAGACAGAUAUUGCCCAAUGCGACUCCUAACCCACUAUUAUAAAUAAACACUUGGUACAGACGGAGCAUAAAUCCCUUGAUUACACUUAACACCACCCCUCGACAAUCCCAUUUUAUGUUCUGUAAUCUCAUAAACACAUUACGAUGUCUGAGAAAAGACAUUACUGUGCUCACGAUGAAAAACGAAUAAUGACGGAUGAUGCAAGGUCAAUAAGAGAAUGUUACAUUUGGUUUGGUUGACGGGUAAUUUGAAUGCUGUCUCACCUGUAGCCUGCGACACUUUAAUGUAGCUUGAAAUGUGGGCUAACUUUUUCUUGCAGUUCUCAGGUUGUUAAAGGAUUUUCUGUCGUUUUUUUUUUAUUUAACACAGUAUGGGUGCGCCCAAGUAUCUGUUUCAUAAUCCCUAUUUUGUUCGGGUUGGAUAACAGAAAGCCAGUGUUAGUCAUGAUGACGGAGCUUACGGAGAACAGAAGACUCCUUUAGUUCAAAGCGUUGGGUGUUUGAUGUCACCCAUGCCUUUGCCACACCCUUGUCUGAACCCUGAUGUCUUUUUGUGGAAGCCUUAGCAACCUAAGGACAAUGCUGUCUCUUAAAAUGAUGUAUUGAUUGAUUUCCUUUCAGCGACAAGACAAUGAUUUUGCACAGGUUUGAUCACUGUAUAUUAAUCUGCCCCUUGCUUGGCCAGUGCAUCUUGAUCAAUUGCUUUAUUUUCUGUGUGUGUGAGUGUUGCUGGAUCGGGGUGAGUUAACCCUGCUGCUUCAAUGCUGUAUGUAGGCCCACAUGGCUUCUGCAUUUCACUGUAAUGAUUUCUACAGAUCCACCACACGCUCUUGUCAUCUCACACGUUGUUCUGUGUCUGUUGGUGAUCGUCGUAACCCUAAGUGUCGAUUGUUGGGACCACAGCAGCAGUGAGGGGCUGUAAAAAAAAUAAAUAAAUAUUUGGGUGACUGUGUGGGUAAUUUGGGGAAAGCUUUGUUACCUGUGUAAUAAUAUAGCCUAUUUGCAAUUUGUAUGUGCAUGUGCUGAACUUAUUCACAUUCAAUUGCAGACUUUGUAAAUAAGAUUAGCAUUUUUAUUCCAACAAACAAGCUCCUGUAGAUGUCAUGCAUUCUUUCCCUGUGAUUGCUAAUAAAUUUGUUUUUAUUUUUAAGGAU
Epinephelus lanceolatus (giant grouper) is the source of this 2535-nucleotide messenger RNA. RefSeq names its product ADP-ribosylation factor-like protein 8B. Gene Ontology annotation, biological process: protein transport; anterograde axonal transport. Gene Ontology annotation, cellular component: lysosomal membrane. The record is from RefSeq and is a predicted model, not a curated record. NCBI's taxonomy places the organism in Eukaryota, Metazoa, Chordata, Actinopteri, Perciformes, Serranidae. Gene Ontology annotation, molecular function: GTP binding; GTPase activity.